AGUGCGGCGGAAAGAGUACCCCUCAUUAAUCCAGAUCUGUCACCGGUCAAGAUUGUGGGGAUGUCGUGGGGCUGGCCGCGCGUGGUGCUGCACGCAAUGUCGUGAACACUGUCCUCGUCAAUCGCCGUUGGCGAGCGGCAUUGCACACAUGGCGAGGUGGGCUUCACUCAUUCUGAAGAGCUGGGGACUGAGCCUGUCCACUGAUCGUUGCUGUCCCUUAAUACACCAACGUAGUCCAAUAUCCGGUUGCGGUUGCCGUGGCUCAUGGAGUGGCAAUCGCGCUCUGCCCGCGCCAACGCUCCAUUGGUCGCAUCCUGGCCUCAGUAGCUUCCCGGAGGCCAACCCGCCGUCACCUCACCCGCUCUCAGGCGCGUCGGGGGGAGUAUGAGUACGAAGAGAGGUCCCU
Messenger RNA from Aplosporella prunicola CBS 121167, 406 nucleotides. RefSeq lists its product as uncharacterized. The record is from RefSeq and is a predicted model, not a curated record. Bases 149 to 388 code for a protein of 79 amino acids. The transcript has a single exon. NCBI's taxonomy places the organism in Eukaryota, Fungi, Ascomycota, Dothideomycetes, Botryosphaeriales, Aplosporellaceae.